This is a messenger RNA of Lampris incognitus (smalleye Pacific opah), 2982 nucleotides long. Its product is annotated as OTU domain-containing protein 7A-like. Gene Ontology annotation, molecular function: DNA binding; zinc ion binding; cysteine-type deubiquitinase activity. Gene Ontology annotation, biological process: protein deubiquitination involved in ubiquitin-dependent protein catabolic process; protein K11-linked deubiquitination; protein K63-linked deubiquitination. The record is from RefSeq and is a predicted model, not a curated record. Gene Ontology annotation, cellular component: nucleus; cytoplasm. The transcript has 12 exons. The coding region runs from base 4 to 2982 and encodes 992 amino acids. Lineage: Eukaryota; Metazoa; Chordata; Actinopteri; Lampriformes; Lampridae.
CACAUGACCCUGGACAUGGAUGCGGUGCUGUCAGACUUUGUCCGCUCCACCGGGGCCGAGCCUGGUCUGGCACGGGACCUGCUGGAAGGUAAAAACUGGGACCUCAGCGCGGCCCUCAGUGACUAUGAGCAGCUGAGGCAGGUCCAUACUGCCAACCUGCCACAGGUCUUCAAUGAGGGCCGUUACUACCGGCAACCAGAGCACAUCACUCCCCAGCAUGUCAACAAGGUGGAGCGGCCCACAGUCCAGAGACAGGAGGAAAACACACAAGAGAAGCGCCUGUCUCGGGGGAUCUCCCACGCUAGUUCUGCCAUCGUGUCGCUGGCUCGCUCCCACGUGGCCAGCGACUGCAUCAGCGACCAGUUCCCCCUUGAGAUGCCCAUAUACACUUUCCAGUUGCCCGACCUAAGUGUCUACAGCGAAGACUUCAGAAGCUUCAUAGAGAGAGACCUCAUCGAGCAAUCUACCAUGGUGGCUCUGGAACAAGCCGGUCGUCUGAACUGGUGGUCCACAAUGUGUUCCAGCUGCAAGAAGCUCCUCCCCCUGGCAACCACUGGCGACGGCAACUGUCUGCUGCAUGCCGCGUCGUUAGGGAUGUGGGGUUUCCAUGACAGAGACCUGGUGCUGAGGAAGUCUCUCUAUGCCAUGAUGAAGAGUGGAGCUGAGAGGGAAGCGCUGAAGAGGAGGUGGAGGUGGCAGCAAACCCAACAGAAUAAGGAGUCAGGGCUGGUGUACACAGAGGAGGAGUGGGAGAGAGAGUGGAAUGAGCUCUUGAAACUGGCCUCCAGCGAGCCACGAACACACAGCAGCAAGAACAGCAACACAACUGGAGGGGUGGACAACUCAGAGGAUCCAGUCUAUGAGAGCCUGGAGGAGUUCCAUGUGUUUGUUCUGGCCCACGUGCUGCGCAGACCCAUCGUAGUGGUGGCGGACACCAUGCUCAGAGACUCUGGGGGAGAAGCCUUUGCACCCAUCCCAUUUGGCGGUCUGUACCUGCCUCUGGAGGUUCCACCAAACCGCUGUCACUGCUCUCCCCUGGUCCUGGCCUACGAUCAGGCCCACUUCUCUGCCCUCGUCUCCAUGGAGCAGAAGGACCAGCACAGGGAGCAAGCUGUGAUUCCGCUCACCGACUCAGAACACAGGCUGCUGUCGCUUCACUUCGCCACCGACCCAGGCAAAGACUGGGACUGGGGCAGGGACGACAAUGACAACGCUAAACUGGCCAACUUAAUCCUUUCACUGGAAGCCAAGCUCAACCUCCUGCACAGCUACAUGAAUGUAACAUGGAUUCGAAUACCAUCAGAAACAAGGGCUCCCCUUGCGAUGCCAGAGUCCCCCACAGCGUCAGCAGGAGAGGACGUCCAGUCUCUAGCAGACUCCAUGGACUCUGACCGCGAAUCUGUCGGCAGCAACUCCAACAUCAACAAUGGCAAGGCCCCCACGUCCUCCUCUGCUGCCAGUUCCAAGGAAAAGGCUCAAGAGCCCAAGGAGAAAAGCGAUAGGCAGCAACAGCGGAAGGACAAGGACAAAACCAGGACGGACUCGGUGGCCAACAAACUUGGAAGCUUCAGCAAGACGAUAGGCAUCAAACUGAAGAAAAACAUGGGAGGCCUUGGAGGGCUGGUGCAUGGCAAGAUUAACCGGUCAAACUCAGGUGGCAAUGGACGGAGCCUGGAAAAUGGCGAGACUAAGACCAAGAACAAGAGGGAGGGUAAGUCACGGAAGGAUGGAGCAGGAAGUGGGAAAGAGGAAUCGGGCCAGUCGGCCAGCAAUUCCUCCUCAUCUGAGAAAACCACCAGCCCCUCGCCAACAGAGAGGCUGCCAUCCCCCCUGCUGGAGAGGGACAGAGGCAGCCUCCUGGCCAGGCUGGUGGGGGACAAGACUCAGACAGAGCACUGGAAGUACAGCACAGAUGUCAAGCUCAGCCUCAACAUCUUGCGAGCAGCGAUGCAAGGGGAACGCAAGUUCAUUUUUGCUGGACUGCUCCUGACAAGCCAUCGCCACCAAUUCCACGAAGAGAUGAUAAGCUUUUACCUGAGUAGUGCCCAGGAGCGCUUCAGUCAAGAGCAGGAGCAGAAGAGGAAGGAGGCUGAGAAGAAGACAACGCAGGUGACUGCAGUGGCGGCGACAGCCACAAAUGGACCAUCGACGAACUCUGCAUCCGUAAAGAAGGCUGAGCAAGAGAGCAUCCCAAACAGGGAGAGAGAGACCUCCACUCCCACGCCUCCUCCCAUACCCCCACCCACUGUCUCCAUGUCCCACGAGAGCUGUUCUCCUGCCAAGCAACACUACCAAAGCCAUAACCCACACAUUCCUCCACAUUUGGCUCUUAAGCUGCAGGGCCGCCACAGCCCAUCUCCCCACAGCUCUCCCUGUAGCAGGAGAUCCCUCCUAAGCUCCAGCCAGCCCUCAGCCCCCAUACCAGUGGCAGCCCACUACAGCCACACGCCACCCAUCCAGCGUUCCAGCAUCAUUCACCUAAGGGAGGUCAAUGUAGGCUCACCACCAGCCUCCUUUCGCGAGGAGCCCUAUCGGCCUAUUGUGGGCACCCUGAAGACGUGUGCCACCUACCCACAACAGAACCGCUCACUCUCCUCCCAGAGUUACUCACCGGCCCGCAUGUCCGGGGUCCGUACCGCCAUGAAUACGGGCAGCAUGUCUGUUGAUCCCUACAGCAUGCCAGGAGAACACAAGUCCCACACCUACACCAACGGCUUCAACGCAAACGAUAUCCGAGACUGCCUGGAGUUCGCCGAUGCCGACUCGCCAUCCGCCUGGGCCAGCAGCGGCACCACCACUGAGAAAACCAAAGGGAGGAGUGGCACAGGGGGCUGCAACAUGUACUGCCUGCAGCAGAGGAGGUGCAGAAGGGAGAACUGCUCCUUCUAUGGCCGACCUGAGACCGAGAACUACUGCUCCUACUGCUACAAGGAGGAGCUCAAUCGCAGGGAGAGGGAGGUCAAGUUUCACAGACCUGGAUAG